AUGGCUGCAGAUGACAAACGGUCUCCGACACUGGACUCUACCAGUGAUCUACCUCAUUCUCCUAGUAGUCCUUCUCAUCUCACUCACUUCAAACCCCUGACUCCUGACCAGGAUGAGCCUCCUUUUAAAUCAGCCUACAGCUCUUUUGUAAAUCUCUUCCGUUUUAGCAAAGAGAGGCCAGAGGCAGGACAGAGUGAUCCACAAGCAUUGAGUGGUGGCUGGUCCAGUCCUCAGCAUCCCACCAGGGCUCAGUCUCUGAGGUCACCAUCUCCUUACAAAAAACAACUGACUGGUGAGCUGCAACGAAGAUCAUCUGCAACCCUGGACAAUCGAAGGAAAGUAGAACCACCUCUUGGAGGUCAUGAUCAGUUAAGAAGCCUCAGCACUGUUUUAAAGCGCCUCAAAGAAAUCAUGGAGGGGAAGAGCCAGGACAGUGACUUGAAGCAGUACUGGAUGCCUGACAGCCAGUGCAAAGAAUGCUAUGACUGCAGUGAGAAAUUCACCACCUUCCGGCGGCGGCACCACUGUCGACUUUGUGGGCAGAUCUUCUGUAGUCGAUGCUGCAAUCAGGAAAUCCCUGGAAAAUUCAUGGGCUACACAGGGGAUCUCCGAGCCUGCACUUACUGCCGCAAAAUAGCCUUAAGCUAUGCACACUCCACCGACAGUAACUCCAUCGGAGAAGACUUAAAUGCUCUGUCAGAUUCUGCGUGUUCUGUAUCAGUGCUGGAUCCUGGCGAGCCACGCACUCCAGUUGGGAGCCGUAAAGCUAGCCGCAACAUCUUUCUGGAGGAGGAUCUAACCUGGCAAAGUUUGAUUCACCCAGACUCUUCAACUACCACAUUGUCUGCACGCCUUGGGUCUGUCCAGGAGGAUGCAGGGAAGUCACCAGCUAGGAACAGAUCAGCCAGCAUCACUAACCUGUCCCUGGAUCGUUCGGGUUCACCAAUGGUGCCUGCCUACGAGACAUCUGUCAGCCCCCAGGCCAGUCGCACACAUAUGAAGGCAGAGACCAGUGAGGAUGAGCGCAAAAUCCUUCUGGACUCAGUCCAGCUGAAAGACCUGUGGAAGAAAAUCUGCCAUCACAACAGUGGGAUGGAGUUUCAAGACCAUCGCUACUGGCUGCGGACACAUCCCAACUGCAUUGUGGGAAAAGAGCUGGUCAACUGGCUCAUCAGAAAUGGGCACAUAACCACAAGGGUCCAAGCUAUUGCAAUAGGACAGGCAUUGGUUGAUGGACGCUGGCUAGAAUGUGUCAGUCAUCAUGAUCAGCUCUUCAGAGAUGAGUAUGCUCUCUACAGACCAUUACAGAGCACAGAGUUCUCAGAAACCCCAUCUCCAGAUAGUGACUCUGUGAACUCAGUAGAGGGACACUCUGAGCCAUCCUGGUUCAAAGACAUCAAGUUUGAUGACAGUGACACAGAGCAGAUUGCUGAUGAAGGAGAAGAUAACUCAGCCAACUCUGCCAGCCCUAGCAAGCGCACUUCAGUCAGCAGCUUCCAGUCCACAGUGGACAGUGAUUCAGCCGCCUCCAUCAGCCUGAACGUGGAGAUGGACAACGUGAACUUCCAUAUCAAGAAGCACUCCAAGUACCCACAUGUGCCCCCUCACCCUGCCGACCAAAAAGAGUACUUGAAUCCUGAAAACGGAGGGCAGCAGAUGUUCUCUAUAAGUGAUGCUUUUAUUAAAGAGUCGUUAUUCAACAGGAGGGUGGAGGAGAAGUCCAAAGAACUCUUUUUCACGCCCCUAGGCUGGCACCACAGCAAUCUGGAUCUGCUGAGAGAAGAGAAUGGGGAGAAGCAGGCCAUGGAAAGGCUCCUGUCUGCUAAUCACAACCACAUGAUGGCACUGCUUCAGCAGCUUCUGUACAAUGAGUCUCUGUCCCUGUCCUGGAGGGAUAUCAUUGUACCUGUGGUCUGCCAGGUAGUUCAAACUGUACGGCCUGAUGUCAAGAACAGAGAUGAUGACAUGGAUAUCCGCCAGUUUGUCCACAUAAAAAAAAUCCCCGGAGGAAAGAAAUUUGACUCCAUGGUGGUGAAUGGAUUUGUUUGCACUAAGAAUGUCGCACACAAAAAGAUGAACUCUUGCUUAAAAAAUCCCAAAAUUCUUCUGCUGAAGUGCUCAAUUGAGUACCUCUAUCGAGAAGAAACGAAGUUUACUUGCAUAGACCCUAUAGUACUUCAGGAAAGGGAGUUCUUGAAGAACUAUGUACAGCGGAUAGUUGAUGUCAGGCCUAACUUGGUCCUUGUUGAGAAGACGGUGUCUCGAAUUGCCCAGGACAUGCUUUUAGAGCAUGGUAUCACUCUGGUCAUCAAUGUCAAGCCGCAAGUGCUAGACCGGGUAAGUCGAAUGACCCAGGGAGACUUAGUGAUGUCAAUGGAUCAACUGCUGACCAAACCACGUUUGGGAACCUGUCAUAAAUUUCAUAUGCAAGUUUUUCAGUUGCCCAAUGAUCAGACAAAAACCCUGAUGUUCUUUGAAGGGUGUCCCCAGCACCUGGGUUGCACUAUCAAGUUGUGUGGUGCUGCAGAGUAUGAGCUGGCCCGUGUGAAGGAGAUCCUGAUCUUCAUGGUCUGUGUGGCUUAUCAUUCCCAGCUGGAAAUAUCUUUCCUUAUGGAUGAGUUUGCCAUGCCUCCUACUCUGACCAAAAACACCUCCUUUCAUUCCCUUAUUGAGGAGCCAGCAGACGAAAACGAACAACAAAACCUCUUCAAUGGCGAGGACUUCAUGUCCACUGAUGAAGUCAGCGUGCUUGAGCAAAGAGGUUUAUUUGAGAGAGGUGACCAAGAGAGCAGUCAUCUGGAAAUGGCAUCCUCAAAACAGCAAGAGCACCACAAAGUGGAGUUACCGUUUCCAGUGUUCAACACCAUACCUCCUGCAAUACCCGAAACAUCCCUGCUGCCCCUCCAUGGCAUGGACCAGCACUUGGUCACGCUGGAUAGUCAGAUGCUGGAGCCUCUUCAACAGGCAGAUGAUCUGCAUGAGUCCAAGAGUCAGAUGAGAGUCUUCAGAGACCCUCUCCAGGAUGAUACUGGUUUAUAUGUCACGGAAGAGGUAGCUUCUUCUGAGGAUCGCCUCAAAACUUACUCUGCAGCCUUUAAGCAGGAGUUGAAAGAUGUCAUUCUCUGUAUUUCUCCUGUAAUGAUGUUCCGUGAGCCUUUUCUUUUGACUGAAAAAGGCAUGAGGUGCCCUGCCCGGGAAUACUUCCCUGAGCAAGUUUAUUGGUCUCCUCUCCUCAAUAAGGAAUACAAGGAGUUGGAGAGUAGAAGGAAGAGACAAUUAUUGCGGGAUCUUUCUGGACUACAAGGGAUGAAUGGGAGUAUCCAAGCCAAGGCUAUCCAAAUCUUACCUUCUCAUGAGCUAGUUAAUACUAGAAUAGCAGAACAUCUAGGUGAUAGCCAGAGCUUGGCCAGAAUGCUGGCUGACUAUCGGGCCAGAGGAGGGAGGAUACUACAAAAAAGCACAGAUCCCUUUGCCCAAAGGAAGGAUGUGUCUAGUGUCCCUACUGGAAAAACUGAGAGCAGAACUGAAGAGGAUGAGAAGGGACUGGCUCAGAGUGAAUCCUCAUGGUCUCAUAAGGUGGAUUGCCUGAGUCCAGUAAACCAUCAGAGGCUCUGUGUUCUCUUCAGUAGCUCUUCUGCUCAGUCCAGCAAUGCUCCAAGUGCCUGUGUUAGCCCCUGGAUUGUGACCAUGGAGUUCUAUGGGAAAAAUGACCUGACUUUAGGGAUUUUUCUGGAGCGCUACUGUUUCAGACCAUCCUACCAAUGCCCCAGCAUGUUCUGUGAAACGCCGAUGGUGCACCACAUUCGUCGCUUUGUUCACGGGCAAGGCUGUGUGCAAAUUGUGUUAAAGGAGCUGGACUCCCCGGUCCCUGGGUACCAGCACACCAUUCUUACUUACUCCUGGUGUAGACUGUGCAAACAGGUGACACCGGUUGUUCCCCUUUCCAAUGAUUCUUGGUCUAUGUCUUUUGCAAAAUACCUUGAGCUGAGAUUCUAUGGGCACCAGUACACUCGAAGGGCCAAUGCAGAGCCUUGUGGUCAUUCCAUUCACCAUGACUAUCACCAGUAUUUUUCCUACAAUCAGAUGGUGGCAUCUUUCAGCUACUCUCCAAUCCGGCUGCUUGAAGUGUGUGUCCCACUCCCCAAGAUCUACAUCAAACGGCAGGCUCCAUCUAAGGUUACUAUUUUGCAGGAUCUUAAAGACUUGUCUCAAAAGGUGUCACAAGUGUAUCUUGCUGUUGAUGAUCGCCUUGCUUCUCUGAAAACUGAUACUUUCAGCAAAACGAGAGAAGAGAAGAUGGAAGACCUCUUUGCUCAAAAGGAGAUGGAAGAGGGAGAGUUUCGAAACUGGACUGAGAAAAUCCAAGCAAGGCUGCUUUCAUCAUCAUUAGACACACCUCAACAGCUGCAAUCUGUGUUUGAGUCUCUGAUAGCCAAAAAACAAGGACUUUGUGAGAUGCUACAAGCCUGGAAUAAUAGAUUGCAGGACCUCUUCCAACAAGAGAAAGGGAGAAAACGUCCAUCAGUACCACCCAGCCCUGGGAGACUGAGGCAAGGUGAAGAAAGCAAGAUCAGUAGCAUGGAUGCUUCCCCACGCAAUGCUUCUCCAGCACUCCAAAAUGGAGAGAGAGAGGAUCGUUUCCUGACUACUUUAUCAAGUCAGAGCUCCACAGGGUCCACCCAUCUUCAGCUGCCCACCCCUCCAGAGGUUGUAUCGGAGCAUGUGACUGGUGCAGGCACACUGUCUGAACAGGAUACAACAAGCAGCUCAGAAGAUGUGUUUGAUGGACACUCACUGGGAUCUACAGACAGCCAAGUGAAGGAGAAAUCUACUAUGAAGGCUAUUUUGGCUAACUUUUUGCCUGGAAACAACUAUAACCCCAUUCCAUUUCCCUUUGACCCAGAUAAGCACUACCUAAUGUACGAGCAUGAACGUGUACCUAUUGCAGUCUGUGAGAAAGAACCAAGCUCCAUCAUAGCUUUUGCUCUCAGUUGCAAGGAGUACAGAAAUGCCCUGGAUGAGUUGUCCAAAGCAUCUCUGAAGAACAGUUCUGAAGAAGGACUACAGUCAAACAGCAUGUCAGACAGCAAACCAAAGAGCAGUAGCCCUGUCCGCCUGCCCGAGGCUAACAUGGGCUCUUCAAAUCGCAGUGCAGAACCAGAACAGCCAAAGAAACCAUCUGGUGUCUUGUCUUUCUUCCGUGGCACGGGAGGGAAGAGCCCGGACCUGUCCUCUCAGAAGAAAGAGACUUUACGUGGUGCUGACAGUGCCUACUACCAGGUUGGACAGAUGGGCAAAGAGGGAGCAGAAAACCAAGGAGCAGAGCCUCAAGAUGACGUAGAUGGAGGAGAUGGACAGAAGAAACAGCUGGUGAAUCCCCAUGUGGAACUCCAGUUUUCAGAUGCGAAUGCCAAGUUCUACUGCCGGAUUUAUUACGCUGGCGAGUUUCACAAGAUGCGUGAAGUGAUACUGGGGAGCAGUGAAGAGGACUUCAUCCGAUCCCUUUCUCACUCUAUGCCCUGGCAAGCACGAGGUGGCAAAUCUGGGGCUGCGUUCUACGUCACAGAGGAUGACAGAUUCAUCUUGAAGCAGAUGCCUCGUCUGGAAGUCCAGUCGUUCCUUGACUUUGCACCACACUACUUCACUUACAUCAUUAAUGCAGUUCAGCAGAAGAAGCCCACAGCACUGGCCAAAAUCCUUGGGGUAUAUCGAAUUGGAUACAAGAACUCUCAAAAUAACACUGAGAAGAAGCUGGAUCUGCUUGUCAUGGAAAACCUUUUCUAUGGCAGGAAAAUGGCUCAGGUUUUUGACCUGAAGGGCUCCCUCCGGAAUAGAAAUGUUAAAACAGACACGGGCAAGGAAAGCUGUGAUGUAGUCCUGCUGGAUGAGAACCUUCUGAAGAUGGUCCGGGACAAUCCUUUGUACAUCCGUUCCCAUUGCAAGGCUGUGCUGAGAGCUUCCAUCCACAGUGACUCCCAGUUCCUCUCCAGCCACCUCAUCAUUGACUAUUCCCUGCUGGUGGGUCGUGAUGAUACCAGCAAUGAGCUGGUGGUUGGUAUCAUUGACUAUAUUCGCACUUUUACCUGGGACAAAAAGCUUGAAAUGGUGGUGAAAUCAACUGGCAUCUUGGGAGGACAAGGUAAGAUGCCAACUGUGGUCUCUCCAGAACUAUACCGGACCAGGUUUUGUGAAGCCAUGGACAAGUAUUUCCUGAUGGUGCCAGACCAUUGGACAGGACUGGGCCUGAACUGCUAAGCUAAAGCCCAUAUUGGGAAAGCACAAAAGGACAAUGGCAUUAUGGGCCACUCUUCCUGCAGUGUGUCCAGCAGUGAGCAAGAGGAUUGCAAUUCCAUGUCUACACUGACCAUGUGUGGUGAUGUGAAGUGUGAAAUCAGCUUGUUGCACUUUAAUCCUUU
This is a messenger RNA of Eurypyga helias (sunbittern), 6416 nucleotides long. It is a transcript of the gene PIKFYVE, whose product is annotated as phosphoinositide kinase, FYVE finger containing. The record is from RefSeq and is a predicted model, not a curated record. Gene Ontology annotation, biological process: intracellular signal transduction; phosphatidylinositol metabolic process. Gene Ontology annotation, molecular function: ATP binding; metal ion binding; 1-phosphatidylinositol-3-phosphate 5-kinase activity. Lineage: Eukaryota; Metazoa; Chordata; Aves; Eurypygiformes; Eurypygidae.